Microthlaspi erraticum is the source of this 987-nucleotide messenger RNA. The record is from the annotation of a GenBank genome assembly. Lineage: Eukaryota; Viridiplantae; Streptophyta; Magnoliopsida; Brassicales; Brassicaceae.
AUGGAUGCGAAAAGGCGGAGGACAGAGAGGAUCAUGACACUAGCGGAGUCACAAGGUGGUGUUUACAUUGGUAAUAGUACGGCGAAGCGUAUAGUACCUAACGAUGGAGCUAGAGGACGUGGAUAUGAUCCCUUCGCGCCAUUGGACAAGGGGACGAAGAAAGCCGUCAUAGAGUACUGCAAGAAGCUUCCUGGUUCAGGAAAGAGGAAGACCAUAAAAACAGCCAAGGAGUAUCCCAUAAGAUUUUGGUGGUAUGACCUUCUGAAUCAGAAGGAGUGGCUGGAAGACACGCACAUAAACGCCGCAAUUUAUUUACUGAGGGCACGCUUGAUGGAUCACCCAGAGUGGUUCAGAAGUGAUCGUAUCUGCUUUGUGGACACAUACUUUGGGCACUACUGGAGUGCAAAGUACGAGGAGUUCAAGCUGAUAGAGGCUAACGAGAAGGGCGAAGGGAAGCCCCUACCAAAUCUAUCGUGGGAUUACUAUAAAGGUGCACAACCAGAGCCUCGGCCAACAAACAAGAUUUGGGGGGUCGACAUUGACGAACUUUACGUCCCUUUCAACGUGAAAACUGACCAUUGGGUAGCUCUGCUCAUUUCCUUGCCGAAGAGGCAUAUCACUGUGUACGAUAGUCUACCCCAUCACGUGAAGCCGGAAGAGUUACCUGCACUCUUAGAACCAUUGGCGGUGAUGUUUCCCUAUUUGAUGAGGACAUGCGUUGACGAGGACAUGAAGUACUUGUGGACUCUGGAACCGUUUACUUAUGACCGGCCAAUCGGCCAAGAGAUCGUGCCACAACAGAGCAACGACAAUGACUGCGGAGUGUUCACGCUGAAGUACAUUGAAUGCCACGCCCUUGGUAUGGAGUUCCCGCAGACGCUGUGCCACGCGAACAUACCUGACAUUAGAUUGAAAAUUGCUGGUGACUUAUUCCAUGAGACAGGGGUUCGCGGACCAAAGGAGCGUGACUGGGCGGAGUUGGACUAA